Messenger RNA from Caenorhabditis briggsae, 243 nucleotides. The coding region runs from base 1 to 243 and encodes 80 amino acids. The transcript is spliced from 2 exons. Lineage: Eukaryota; Metazoa; Nematoda; Chromadorea; Rhabditida; Rhabditidae. The record is from RefSeq and is a predicted model, not a curated record.
AUGCCAAAUCGUCGUGUUGCAAGACAACGCAAGAACGCUACUUCUCAUCAAGGGACAUCCAAAGGAAUCAAUUUGAAGAGAAGAAGACUAUGUGACUCUUCUGAAUCCGAAUCAAAACAGGAUGCUCAGGAUGUCGUGGAAGAAACGGACAAUGAACAAGCGGAGGAACCAAUUCAGGAGACGAUCCCAAAACCUGGAGGAACAAAAAAUGGAGAGAUGUUUUUUGCUACAAGUGUUGUAUAA